UAUUUACUUUCUUCAUCAUUCUCCUUCUUGUGAUCUGAAGUGUGAGUUUUUUUCUCUGUGAUUUUAAUUAGUCUGUGUUAAAUUGGUGAAAACAUACCUCUUUCUUCUCCUUCCCAGCCAGUACCGAAGAUUUAUUAGGAAUCCAACAAUUAGAGAAAACUGAAAAGGUGGAAAGCAGAUGGCUGAGGAGUGUUGCCAUGUGAUGGUUGCCAUAAAACCUGUGAAUGGUGAGCAGUUUGAUAGUUUGACGAAUAAUCAAUUGGACAAUGCUGUGGAGAAACUAUCAUAUGUAGCUUUGUCUCUCGUAUGCCUCGAGAAGGCUCACCCUGAGAACGGGAUAUCUACACAACUUAAGGCCCUAUUUGUGGAAGCUCUUGGUGUCUUUUCUGAGAAUGGUUCUCAGGUGAAUGAACAAGGCGAGACAAGUGAUGAUGCCAUCAGAAUGAUAUCAAAGGUGCUGAAGAUAAUUCGACUGGAGAAUAUUGCUGAGCGAGUCAAAACUUCAAAGCCAUCAAGGUCAUCUAGCCUGCUAAUUACUUUAGAGAUGGUGGAGUCUGUUGUAGCUUUGCUUGAUUGUUUUGCUUGUAUACUGUUUGCAUUUAAUCUGAACCGUCAUGAUGCCUCUCCCGCGUCUGUGCUUAAAAUGAAGCUAAGAUACCUAAGUCUCUUCUUGAGAUUUACUGCAAAGUGGUCCAUUGAGCAUGAGAGUAUAAAGGAUCUCUUCACCUGUGCUGAAGAUGUAGCUUAUGCUGCAUUUCACCUAUGUUUCUUAAAGUUGGCCUACAAUAUGGAGAAAGAUGACGACCAGUCGCAUGUGCUGGACCAUGAGUUCUCUAAACUGCUGGAAAGGAUAAGUCCAAUCAACGCGCCUGAACUGAGACAGAUUUACCUGAACCUCUUUAUAGAGUCAAAGUCAUCACGAUCAGAGACUCCAAAUCCAAUGGACGCCAAAUCUAUGUAUUAUUUAGUUAAUGCUCUCAAAGAGGAUCUGGAAGAGCUGCUAAGUCAUGAUGCCAGCUUGAAAAAUACUUUUGAUGAUCAAAUUCCUUGGCUCCAAGAAGGACUUACUCACCUUUCUGGAUUACUCUCUGGCAUAGCAUUUGGAGGCACUUCACUUGAAGUUCAGUCACAUAUCGAAGCUCUGAUCAAUGAGGCAGCAAUUGUGAUCUACUCAUCCUGCUAUGAUGGCAUGACGAAUACUGAAAUAGACCAUGAGCUCUUUCUGUUGCAACUGAAGUUUAAUCAUGUCCAGGUAGAAAUCUAUCUGAUUCAGCUACUAAACGGUGAAGCCACCAUAAUGGCUCCCUUGAAAUAUCUGAUUGAUUGUGUUCGAGAAGAGCUGAUACUCUUGGGAACUUUUCUCAUGGAUUUAUCGGAGCAGUGCAAAGAGCAAACAAAGAUAACUGAUUUUUUGACCCUUAAUCAGUCUGUGACUGACCAAGCAUGGUCAGUCAUUGAAUCUUUUUCUCGUGACUCGAAGAAAGAAGACAUGGCCAGGGAAAUUAAUCACAUGCACUUUAAAUUGCUUCUUAAAUUCAAGUUUAUUAAGGCAGUGAUUAGACAGAUGUGUCCCAACAUUUCAUCAUCAUCGACACUGGAUCAUCCUACAAUAGAUCUUCUGAAUUUUCUUCCAAUUGACUUUGAUGCCAUUGAUUCUUAUUUCAGCAUGCUAAAAUCCACAAAGACACGAUCUUCACAUAUCCCCAAGGUUGAUGAGGUUUUGAUGGGGUUUCAUGAAUAUAUUCUUGGCAAUGUGCUACUGAAAGAUGAAAGUUAUUCGAUGUUUACUGUUGCAAAUGAGGUUAAAAAGUAUUACUAUGGGUUGUUGCUCCUUGUAACGUAUCUUGUUGAUCCUCCAGUUCAGAUCAAUGAAUGCGUGAAGCAGAAUGAUUUCUUGACUAGAUUUGGAACUCUUUCAAUUGAAGCUGAAUCUUCUAUCUGUUCAAUUUAUAAGGAGGCUGUGGAUAGCAACAAAAGUAGGAAGGUCAAUCUUAUUAUUCAGUUUUUGACGAUUGCUUUCGAUCUUAUCAAGUCUGAAGGAAGGUUGAUGAUUCUACAACAGCAGAAAGCUACUUUGGAAGCUGAAAUUCUGGAUCAGAUUGAAAGUGUUCAUGAAGAGCUUAUUUUCCUUAGAGCUUUUCUCAUGGAUGUUCUCACGCAACACACAGAGCUUAACGAAUUGCAUGAUCUCUUAAUGCAUGCUGAAGUGACUUCCCACAAGUUAGGACAGAUCGUAUUUGAUAAAAAACUUAAUAGAUAUAUAGGGUGUAGGAAAAAGCUAGUGGAUUCACGUGAACUCGUUCAUGGUGUGUGGUCAUUUGAAUAUAAGCAAAGACUGGAUUUAUUCGGAAUCCAACAAUUAGAGAAAACUGAAAAGAAACUUUUAUAUGUAGCUGCUUCUCUCGUAUGCCUCGAGAAGGCUCACCCUGAGAACGGGAUAACUACACAACUUAAGGCCCUACUUGUGGAAGCUCUUGGUGUCUUUUCUGAGAAUGGUUGUCAGGUGAAUGAACAAGGCGAGACAAGUGAUGAUGCCAUCAGAAUGAUAUCAAAGGUGCUGAGGAUAGUUCAACUGGAGAAUAUUGCUGAGCGAGUCAAAACUUCAAAGCCAUCAAGGUCAUCUAGCCUGCUAAUUACUUUGGAGAUGGUGGAGUCUGUUGUAGAUUUGCUUGAUUGUUUUGAUGAUCUACUGAUGGUAUUUGAUCCGAUGCGUCAUGAUGCCUCUCCCGCGUCUGUGCUUCAAAAGAAGCUAGGAUACCUAAGUCUCUUCUUGAGAUUUACUGCAAAGUGGUGCAUUGAGCAUGAGAGUAUAAAGGAUCUCUUCUCCUGUGCUGAAGAUGUAGCUUAUGCUGCAUUUCACCUAUGUUUCUUAGAGUUGUCCUACAAUAUGGGGAAGGAUGACGACCAGUCACAUGUGCUGGACCAUGAGUUCUCUAAACUGCUGGAAAGGAUAAGUCCAAUCAACGCGCCUGAACUGAGACAGAUUUACCUGAACCUCUUUAUAGAGUCAAAGUCAUCACGAUCAGAGACUCCAAAUCCAAUGGACGCCAAAUCUAUGUAUUAUUUAGUUAAUGCUCUCAAAGAGGAUCUGGAAGAGCUGCUAAGUCAUGAUGCCAACUUGAAAAAUACUUUUGAUGAUCAAAUUCCUUGGCUCCAAAAAGGACUUACUCACCUUUCUGGAUUACUCUCUGGCAUAGCAUUUGGAGGCACUUCACUUGAAGUUCAGUCACAUAUCGAAGCUCUGAUCAAUGAGGCAGCAAUUGUGAUCUACUCAUCCUGCUAUGAUGGCAUGACGAAUACUGAAAUAGACCAUGAGCUCUUUCUGUUGCAACUGAAGUUUAAUCAUGUCCAGGUAGAAAUCUAUCUGAUUCAGCUACUAAACGGUGAAGCCACCAUAAUGGCUCCCUUGAAAUAUCUGAUUGAUUGUGUUCGAGAAGAGCUGAUACUCUUGGGAACUUUUCUCAUGGAUUUAUCGGAGCAGUGCAAAGAGCAAACAAAGAUAACUGAUUUUUUGACCCUUAAUCAGUCUGUGACUGACCAAGCAUGGUCAGUCAUUAAAUAUCUUUCUCGUGACUCGAAGAAAGAAGACAUGGCCAGGGAAAUUAAUCACAUGCACUUUAAAUUGCUUCUUAAAUUCAAGUUUAUUAAGGCAGUGAUUAGACAGAUGUGUCCCAACAUUUCAUCAUCAUCGACACUGGAUCAUCCUACGAUAGAUCUUCUGAAUUUUCUUCCAGUUGACUUUGAUGCCAUUGAUUCUUAUUUCAGCAUGCUAAAAUCCACAAAGACACGAUCUUCACAUAUCCCCAAGGUUGAUGAGGUUUUGAUGGGGUUUCAUGAAUAUAUUCUUGGCAAUGUGCUACUGAAAGAUGAAAGUUAUUCGAUGUUUACUGUUGCAAAUGAGGUUAAAAAGUAUUACUAUGGGUUGUUGCUCCUUGUAACGUAUCUUGUUGAUCCUCCAGUUCAGAUCAAUGAAUGCGUGAAGCAGAAUGAUUUCUUGACUAGAUUUGGAACUCUUUCAAUUGAAGCUGAAUCUUCUAUCUGUUCAAUUUAUAAGGAGGCUGUGGAUAGCAACAAAAGUAGGAAGGUCAAUCUUAUUAUUCAGUUUUUGACGAUUGCUUUCGAUCUUAUCAAGUCUGAAGGAAGGUUGAUGAUUCUACAACAGCAGAAAGCUACUUUGGAAGCUGAAAUUCUGGAUCAGAUUGAAAGUGUUCAUGAAGAGCUUAUUUUCCUUAGAGCUUUUCUCAUGGAUGUUCUCACGCAACACACAGAGCUUAACGAAUUGCAUGAUCUCUUAAUGCAUGCUGAAGUGACUUCCCACAAGUUAGGACAGAUCAUUGGUUCUUGUUAUGGGAGUUCCGUGGACGGGUCCAGCACUCAGCAAAUGAGGCUUCCAUUAUCUGAUCUGCUACAAGAGAUUGAGACUGUCAAGGUAGAGUUCAGAAAAGUAUUCUUUCAACUUCUGGAUGCAUCACCUUGCAACAUGACCGGUGGAGAAGGUCUUAUCAAUUUUUUAUCGAACCGCCAAGACAGGCUGUUAAACUAUGAUGAUUGUUCAAUCUCUUUUCUGAAGAAUCAGAUCCUAGUAGUCAAAGACAAAUCAGAGUACUUGGGAUCUUUUAUUGCAGAUAUCAUACAGUACCGUGAUAUGCAUCAAGAACUCAAAGACCUUGUGAGACGUGUUCAAGAUAUAAAUUAUGUAUGUCUCUUCCAUGUCAAAGGUUAUAAACCCACCUGGUAUUACAUGUUAUGUCUCUCUGAUGUCAAGCAAUUGCUCAAGCAUAUUGAGGCAGAGGUCAAAAUGAUCUGUCUUAAAGUUCCACAUUCAUUAGGUUGUAGUUUCCCCAAGACAGAUGGAUUAGGAUUUUUCAGUUGUUUCUUGGGAAAAUUGGAGGAGCUGUUGCGUUCUAAGAUUCAUUCAGUUAUCAAUUUAAAGCAUCAGAUUGAAUCAGUCAAGGAGAGCUUACUGUGUCUCAGAUCAUUGAUGAAUCAUUUUGCGGAAAACUUAGAUGAGCAUGAUGAAGUUUAUGGUAUUAUAAUAACAAGUGCUACUGAAAUGGCAUACAAGGCAGAGUAUGUCAUCGACUCGUGCUUGUCCAGUUCUCAUCCACUCUGGUACAAAGUUCUUUGGAUUUCUGAAGUUGUUGAUAACAUUAAGCUUGAAAAUCAUGUUGUUAGUGAGACUUGUGGAAGAAAGAAGAUAGACGUGAAGGUGCGUAAAGUUGUAAAUACCUCUGUGAGUCUUGGACCAUCUUUAUCAGGUAAUACUCCAAGAACAAAUGAAGAAAUGGAGGGUUUUCAGGAGGCAAUGGACAAAAUAAAGAAGCAGAUACUUAGAAGAUCUCCUCAUCUGGAUGUUAUUUCGAUAGUUGGUAUGGCUGGGAUCGGGAAGACCACUCUUGCAGAGAAGAUUUACAAUGAUCUCAUAGCUACCCCUCACUUUGAUGUACACGCUAAGUGUCGUGUGACUCAAGUAUAUUCAUGGAAGGAAUUGCUACUUACCAUCUUGAAUUCUGUUCUUCAGCCUGCUGAUCGCACUGAAAAAGAAGACGGUGAAUUAGCUAAUGAGCUGCGUCAAGUUUUGUUAACCAAGAGAUUCUUGAUUCUCAUUGAUGAUCUGUGGGAUAAAACAGCAUGGGACUGUUUAUAUAUGUGCUUUAAAGAUGCUCAUAGUGGGAGUAGAAUUAUCCUAACAACUCGUCUUACUGACAUUGCCAAUUAUGCUAAAUGUGAAAGCAAUCCCCAUCAUCUUCGUUUAUUCAGAGAUGAUGAGAGUUGGACAUUAUUACAGGAAGAGGUGUUUCAAGGGGAUAGCUGUCCACCUGAACUUGUAGAUGUGGGAUUUCAAAUAGCAAAAAGUUGUGGAGGGUUGCCUCUCUUCAUUGUGUUAGUUGCUGGUGUUCUGAAAGAGGAAAAGAAGAAUGAAGAUUCGUGGAAAAAAGUAGAGGAAAGUCUAGGUUCACGUAACGGUGGUAGCUUGGAAGAGAGCAUGUCUUUAAUUGAAUUCAGUUAUAAGAACUUACCACACCAUCUGAAGCCUUGUUUUCUCUACUUUGGAGGAUUUUUAAAGGGCAAGGAUAUUCAUGUCUCCAAAUUGUUUCGGUUGUGGCAAGCUGAAGGAUUUGUACAAGAGAAGAAGGAAAAAACCACAGAAGAUGUCACACAAUACUUUUUUGAAGAUCUUAUUAGUAGAAAUAUAGUAAUGGCCAUGGAGAGGAGACCGAAUAGCAAGGUGAAAAGGUGUCGUAUUCAUGAUCUCUUGCACAAUUUCUGCUUGGAAAAGUCCAAGCAAGAAAAUUUCCUUAACCAAAUCAAUAGGGGAAUGGAUAUGCUUCCUGAAAAGCCUGAGGACUACCGGUUGUUCAUCCAUUCUUACCAGGAUGAGAUUGAUUUGUGGCGUCCAUGUCACUCAAAUGUCCGGUCCUUACAAUUCAAAGUUGUAGAUCCGGACAACCUGUUAUGGCCACGUGAUAUCUCGUUCAUAUUUGAAAGCUUCAAACUUGUUAAAGUGUUGGAUUUGGAAUCGUUCAACGUUGGUGGUACUUUUCCCAGUGAAAUACAGAGUCUUAUUCAUUUGAGGUACUUAGCUGUUCAAACUGAUGCAAAUUCAAUUCCUUCUUUUAUAGCUAAACUCGGAGGAGAGGUGAUGUUACCUCGUUCUCUUCUGAGGAUGGUCAAAUUGAGGCAUAUACUUGUAAAACAGCGUGCUUCAUUUACUUUGCAUGAGAACAUGGAUGAAUCACUUGCUAACUCUCAGUUAAAUGAUUUGGAAACAUUUUCGACUCCACGUCUCUCUUAUGGUAAAGAUGCUGAGACAAUUUUGGCAAAGAUGCCAAAUUUGAGAAAGUUGAGUUGUAUAUUUUUGGAGACUUUUAGUUAUUCGGAGAAAUUGAAGGGAAGGUGUGUUCUUUUUCCGCGAUUAGAGUUUCUAAGUCAUCUUGAAUCAGUCAAGCUAGUUUCCAACAGUUAUCCAUCUAAACUUCCACACGAGUUCAAUUUCCCCUCAAAACUAAAGGAAUUGACUUUGUCCAAGUUUCGUCUUCCCUGGUGUGAAAUUUCUAUAAUCGGAGAAUUGCCUAACUUGGAGAUUCUAAAGUUACUUUUCCGAGCCUUUGAAGGAGAUCGAUGGGAAGUGAAAGAUGUCGAGUUUCCUAAACUCAAGUACUUGAAAUUGGACAAUAUCAACUUUUCACAAUGGUCCAUCUCAGACGAUGCUUUUCCUGAGCUUGAAUAUUUGAGUUUAACCAAAUGUGAGCGGCUUGAGGAAAUCCCUUCUCAUUUUGGAGAAGCUGUGUCUAUAAAAAGCAUUGAAGUAAAUAGAUGUGGAUCGUCCAUUGCUAAUUCAGCCCUGGAAAUUCAAACAACGCAACAUGAAGAAAUGGCAAAUGAUGCGUUCACAGUUACCAUACAACCUCCAGAUUGGGAUACAAGAUCAUCUCUUUGAUCUUGGCUGGUAAAGGAACAUUUCCAGGACACUUAACACCAAUUACACAAACUCAUGUGCUAUAAAGACUCUACUUUUCCUGGUUUGCUGCUAGUGGUGCCGUGCAUUGUCGCGAAUUAAUUGGUCUCUGUAGAACGUGUGUAUCUACUUGUUCAAUUUUAUAUAAGUCAAAAUGUCUACUUGUCUAUACCCAAAGUUGAAGGGCAUAAAUAUC
Molecule: messenger RNA, 7655 nt
Organism: Solanum stenotomum
Lineage: Eukaryota; Viridiplantae; Streptophyta; Magnoliopsida; Solanales; Solanaceae
Biological process (GO): defense response to other organism
Molecular function (GO): ADP binding
Source: RefSeq, a predicted model, not a curated record